Molecule: messenger RNA, 1182 nt
Organism: Aspergillus fumigatus Af293
Lineage: Eukaryota; Fungi; Ascomycota; Eurotiomycetes; Eurotiales; Aspergillaceae
Product: putative GABA permease
Exons: 7
Coding region: 1-1182 (393 amino acids)
Biological process (GO): transmembrane transport
Cellular component (GO): membrane
Molecular function (GO): transmembrane transporter activity
Source: RefSeq, a predicted model, not a curated record
AUGGCGGUUGUUCUCAUGGCUACUUGGGAAGCCUUGUCUAGGUGGGUCGUUGCGGCCACCCCUCACACUAUGGUGUCCGCCUUGGUCAGUGGUGGGCCGGUUUCGCUGGUAUAUGGCUUCAUCUUGGCUUUAAUUGGUGCUUUGGCAACUGCAGCCUCACUGGGUGAGAUGGCGUCCAUGUACCCGACGGCCGGCGGACAAUAUCACUUUAUCGCCAAGCUCGCUCCGGAACAGUGCAGGUACAUGAUCAGCUGGCUCGUGGGAUGGAUAGGUACAUUUGGAUGGGUGGCCUUCACAGCCAGUGCACCAUUUCUAGCCGCAACAAUGAUCCAGGGAUUGGUCGUGCUUAACUAUGAAGAAUAUCAGGCCAAAAGAUGGCAUGGUACGCUCAUCUAUUGGGCACUUCUGGCCAUAUCAGCCGUUGUUAAUAUCUGGGGUGCCCGGCUGAUAUCCCUGAUCGAGAAUGCAUCUUCACUCAUCCAUCUUGCGGCAUUUAUUGCUGAGUUCGUUGUGAUUUGGGUCUGCGCACCGACGAAGCACUCCGCUAGUUUCGUCUUUACUCUUUUCCGGAAUGAGUCAGGAUGGUCUAGCAACGGGGUGGCAUGGUCUAUAGGCUAUGAUGGGGCCAUUCACCUUUCCGAAGAAAUGACGAACGCUGAGGUGGCGGUUCCGUGGUGCAUGCUGGGCUCGCUAGCAAUCAAUGGAAUGCUCGGCUUCGCAUUCCUGCUUACCGUCUUAUUCUGUAUGGGAGACUUCGAAGCGGCACUCAACACUGCCACAGGGUUCCCGAUCAUCCAGAUAUUCUACAGUAUUACUGGAAGUGCCGCGGGCAGUGCAGCGAUGACCAGCAUGCUAAUAAUCAUGGCGGGAUUGGCCACCAUCCCAUUGACAGCGUCAACGGCGCGGAUGUUAUGGUCUCUCACUCGUGAUAGAGCAUUUCCUUUCUCAACAUACCUGUCGAUUAUUGACAAAAAGACCUCACUUCCCGUCCGAUCCGUCUUCACGACCAGUGGGUUUCUCGUCCUCCUCGGUUUGAUCAACAUUGGUUCGACCACCGCUUUCAACGCAAUCCUGUCACUCGCGGUGCUUGGCCUGCACAUGUCUUAUUUGAUCCCGACCGGAUUCAUGCUCUGGCGUCGGCUCCACACACCCGAGAUCCUGGCUAUGGGCCCUGGAAACUAG